This is a messenger RNA of Solanum dulcamara, 2651 nucleotides long. Its product is annotated as inactive TPR repeat-containing thioredoxin TTL3. The record is from RefSeq and is a predicted model, not a curated record. Gene Ontology annotation, cellular component: cytoplasm. The transcript is spliced from 5 exons. NCBI's taxonomy places the organism in Eukaryota, Viridiplantae, Streptophyta, Magnoliopsida, Solanales, Solanaceae. Gene Ontology annotation, molecular function: protein binding. The coding region runs from base 417 to 2198 and encodes 593 amino acids.
UUCCCCUCAAAAGCUAAUUAUUUCUUCUUUUUUUUCUCCCUCUUAUCAUUUUUCUCCCUUUCAUGCAAUCAUUCCAUUUCCAUCUUUUCUACAACCAGAAAGAGAGAGAGAGAAACAUAAAUUUUUUCUUAUUUUUUAAGGGCAAGCACUCCAGGAGAUCAUAUAGAGAUUAUGAGAAUUAUGUACUCUCCUCCUGGGGGGCACUAACCAUUUUUCACACAACCAAUAUUACUAAAUGUAACAUCUCUCUCUCUUCUUCUCUUUUUUUUUUUUUGGUACAUAUGGGUCCUUUAUUUUGUUGGUGAGUUAUGUAUUUUUUAACUUGGCCUACAAGUCUUGUUUCUUACAUAAGAGUAUAAUUUGAUUUUGAUGUUGUGCCACAUUUGUUGAUCACCAAAUAUCUCAAUUGUCCAAUUAUGGGAGAUGCUUCUGAUGAAAAGAAAACAGGUUGUGGCCUGUUGAAUGCUGUUUUUGGAAGGAGAAAUGUGUGGACAAAAAGGUCAACAUCCACAGGUUCACUUCCUACACAAAAUUCCAACAAUGUUAGCAAUUUAACGCGAUCUUCAAGCACUCAAAAUUCUAAAAAGAAUCGUAAUGGAUCCAACGAGUCAUUUUUAGAUCAAUCUGAGAAACAAGCUGACAGGAUCAUACCAAGGCCUAAUCCAAACCAAUCCAAGACAGCUGCGAAUAAGGGUAAUUUGCAAGGUGCUGCACCUGUUCAUAAUCAGCAGAAAAGUAAUGGUCAAGGGUAUAAUAAUCAAGGAAGAAAAGUAGCUCCACCCUCAACAGGAUUAUCAGGGGAGCUUGAAAACAUGAUCCAAGAUCAUCAAAGAUCAAAGGGUGCUAAUACAUUAGUCCGUGCAUCGUCUAGCAACGUGAUGCUGUUUGGUAAUUUGGGUAAUAUUAGACAGCAAGGUGGGGGCAAUGGUACUGGUCCUACAACAACUUCAACAGCUAAUCAUGUUCUUGAUUAUUUACCAAGAACGGCUAAAGAAGAACCACCACCACCACCACUAUCUCAGAAUGGGAAAUAUCCGACAAGUGUUAUGGGUAAUGUGGUAAAGAAAAAGGGUGAUCACGAGCAGGGGAAAACAGGGGGCUCUGUUUCCCUUUGCCGUGCUCUGUCCACAAGAAUGGACCCUGAGCAAUUAAAGAUUCUUGGAAAUGAGGAUUACAAGAAUGGGAGAUUUGCUGAAGCUUUGGCUUUGUAUGAUGCUGCAAUUUCAAUUGAUCCCAGUAAGGCUUCUUAUCGAAGCAACAAAUCCGCUGCUUUAACCGCUUUAGGAAGGCUCCUUGAAGCUGUUUUUGAGUGCAAAGAAGCUAUAACAAUUGAUCCUCAUUAUCAAAGAGCUCAUAAUCGUUUGGCCACCCUAUGUGUCAGAUUAGGAGAUACAGAGAAGGCUAUGUACCAUUACAAACAAGCAGCAUCUGAAGCUGAUCCUGAUGUUGUCACAAAGUCAAAAAAUAUUCAAAUUCAUCUUAACAAAUGUGCUGACGCCAAGAGGCAAAGAGAUUGGAACACCCUUCUUAAAGAAUCUGCACUCGCCAUAUCGGCUGGUGCAGAUUCUGCACCACAGAUAUUUGCUUUGAAAGCCGAGGCGUUGGUGAAGCUCCAUAGAUACCAUGAAGCAGAUCAAACUCUGAAGAAUGGUCCAAAUUUUGAUAUCGACGAAUGUAUAAAGUUCUUUGGCCCUAUUGGCUAUGCAGGUUUACUAGUCAUUCAAGCGCAAGUUGACAUGCCUGCUGGCAGGAUUGACGAUGCCUUAGCAGCGGCUCAACGAGCAUCCCAGCUAGAUGGGAACAACAAGGAAGUGAACAUGAUAGCUAGGAGGACAAGGGCAGUAGCUAGUGCUAGAUCAAAGGGCAAUGAGUUGUUUAAAGGUGGAAAAUAUGGAGAUGCUAGUGUUGCUUAUGGUGAAGGACUAGACCAUGACCCACACAACUCAGUCCUAUUGUGCAACAGAGCAGCUUGCCGGUCAAAACUUGGCCAAUUUGAGAAAGCACUAGAAGAUUGCAAUACUGCCCUAAAUGUUCGACCAUCUUUCAACAAAGCUAGGUUGAGGAAGGCGGAUUGUUACUUUAAGAUGGGAAAAUGGGAAGCAUGCAUACAAGAAUGUGAAGCAUUGAUAAAGGAGACACCAGAAAAUGAGGAUGUGGCACAGAUGAUUAAGGAUGCCCAACAACAACUCAAAAAAUGAGGAAUUUGCCAAAGAGCAUGAAUGACAUUUAUGGUUGUCAUUAAUUUGUCCAUCAAUAAAUUUGAAUGGUAUCAUCACUUGUUUGUUCAAUUCCAAUCCCUCCAUAAAAGGGAGAAAAAAAAGGUCAAGAAUAGAAAAAACACCAUGGGAAAAAAAGUGGUGGGGGAGGGGUUAAGUUUAAGAAAAGGAUUUAUAAAGGUCUUUUAGGGAACAAGAAAAGAGAGAAUGAGAGAAGACCAAAGGAUUAAGAAUCUCUGAGUUAGAAAAUAGGAUUUGGUAGGCUAUAUUGGCUCAUUGCUUUAGGAAAAAAAAAAAAAGGAAAGAAGGAAUUCAUUAGGGUGCUUUGGAAACAAAAAAUUAAAGCACUAUGGGUUUUUAGUGAAUGAGAACAAUUCUUUUUACAUUUGUUGCACUUCCUUAAUAUGUAAUUAUUUUGUUUAACAUGGCUUUUCC